Molecule: messenger RNA, 5474 nt
Organism: Myxocyprinus asiaticus (Chinese sucker)
Lineage: Eukaryota; Metazoa; Chordata; Actinopteri; Cypriniformes; Catostomidae
Product: plasma membrane calcium-transporting ATPase 3-like
Exons: 23
Coding region: 810-4715 (1301 amino acids)
Biological process (GO): regulation of cytosolic calcium ion concentration; calcium ion transmembrane transport
Cellular component (GO): intracellular membrane-bounded organelle; membrane
Molecular function (GO): ATP hydrolysis activity; PDZ domain binding; P-type calcium transporter activity
Source: RefSeq, a predicted model, not a curated record
GAUGCGCGUCAAACGGGCAUCAUCAGCAUGUAGACCCCUCAUCUCUCCUUCACCCAUCAGGGGCUUCUUGUACCCACUCUACCAAUCUGCACCAAAAAUUAAAGCAACGAUGUGACCUCAACGCCUCUCUUUUACGUUCCCGAUAGCACAACACGCCGUUUUUAAGCGAUUAUUUAAUGCGGACAUGGGACAAUCUCAUCUGCAUCAUUCAGGUUUUCUUCCGAAUAAGAUGAAGUCCUCAGCAGCGUCUGCUGGGUUCUGUUCCCUGCAUUGUAUUUAUCUAUUCUGCACUGUUGCGCAUCACCUGCAUUUGGAAUAGCGUCAAAUGAUGUGACUUUCAUUAAUUUUUUUUAUUUCAUUUCCAUGAUGGGUAUGAUUUUGGGAUAGUACACCACUGGAUAUCUUUCUGUUUUUCCUUCCUUUUUUCGACUCAAAUGUCCUUGGAGCAUGGCCUGCGCGGUUCUUGACCGAUGCUUUUCCUGUGUCGCUAGUUCCCUUUUAUUGUUUAUUAAUCACUAGUACUUGCUUCAUUUAGUUUACACAGAGAUGGAUUGGCACAAUGGCUACAACUUUAUUUGUUGACUUUUUCUUUAUGGGGGGAUAUUUAAGGGAAGCCCUAAUCGCCACACCUUAGAAUAAGAAACAUCAAACAAUCUGAACAAUUUGAUCUCAAUAUGGAGAACUACACACAGAGCAUCUUAGAAAGAGGCGAGGAACAUAAAUAAGACAAAAGGAGAGAGCAUUUUCUCAAUCACUCAUCUCAUAGCAUCUGCUGAAAAGCUGCCAGUCUUCUAGAACCAACACAUAUAAUGGGGGAUUUGGGCAAUAGCACAGUAGAGUUUCAACCUAAGAAGCUGGGGAUGGACGGAGGAGGCCAUGAGGGGGAUUUCGGGGUGUCGUUGGAUGACUUGUGCUCGCUCAUGGAGCUCAGAGGAGCAGAGGCACUGCAGAAGAUCCAGGAGAGCUACUCAGAUACCGAAGGCCUUUGUCACAGACUCAAGACUUCACCCGCAGAUGGACUGUCGGACAACCCUGCAGACCUGGAGAAACGUCGGCAGGUGUUUGGACAGAACUUCAUUCCUCCCAAGAAGCCAAAGACCUUCCUUCAGCUUGUGUGGGAGGCUCUACAGGAUGUUACCCUCAUAAUCCUGGAAAUAGCAGCCAUUAUUUCCCUUGGACUGUCCUUUUACCAGCCACCAGGAGGGGACAUUGAAGCAUGUGGUAAUGUGAGUGCAGGUGCAGAGGACGAGGGAGAGGCGGAGGCGGGCUGGAUCGAGGGUGCAGCUAUCCUGCUCUCGGUGAUCUGCGUGGUGCUGGUGACUGCGUUUAAUGACUGGAGUAAAGAAAAGCAGUUCCGUGGCCUGCAGAGCCGUAUCGAGCAGGAGCAGCGCUUCGCUGUGGUGCGGAACGGCACAGUUAUCCAAAUCCCUGUGGCUGAGAUGGUGGUGGGGGAUGUUGCCCAGGUCAAAUAUGGCGACCUCCUGCCUGCGGAUGGUGUUCUUAUCCAAGGGAAUGACUUGAAGAUCGAUGAGAGCUCCCUCACCGGAGAGUCUGAUCAUGUACGCAAAUCCACCGACAAGGAUCCCAUGCUGCUGUCAGGUACUCAUGUAAUGGAGGGGUCAGGAAAAAUGGUGGUGAUUGCAGUCGGUGUCAACUCCCAAACUGGAAUCAUCUUCACCCUUCUGGGGGCCGGAGAGGUGGAGGAAGAGAAGAAAGACUGCAAGAAAGAAAUCAAUAGUAAUUCAUCCACGCAGUUGCCCAGUGUUGAAGCCAAAGAACACAACAUCAUAAAUGGUAAACAAGAUGGGACCUUGGAGAACAAUCAAAAUAAAGCCAAGAAACAGGAUGAGGCUGUUGCCAUGGAGAUGCAGCCUCUGAAGAGUGCUGAAGGUGGAGAAGUGGAGGAGAAGGAAAAGAAGAAAACCAGUGUGCCCAAGAAGGAGAAGUCAGUUCUUCAGGGCAAACUCACCAACCUGGCAGUGCAAAUUGGAAAAGCAGGUCUGGUGAUGUCCGCCAUCACUGUGAUUAUACUGAUGCUAUACUUUGUGAUUGAGACGUUCGUCAUUCAAGGGCGGGUGUGGCUGACGGAAUGUACGCCUAUAUAUGUGCAGUACUUUAUGAAGUUCUUCAUCAUCGGAGUCACAGUUCUGGUGGUAGCUGUGCCAGAGGGUUUGCCCCUGGCUGUCACCAUAUCUCUGGCCUACUCUGUAAAGAAAAUGAUGAAGGACAAUAACCUAGUGCGUCAUUUAGAUGCCUGUGAAACUAUGGGCAAUGCCACGGCUAUCUGCUCAGAUAAGACAGGCACCCUCACCACUAACCGGAUGACGGUGGUGCAGAUUUUCGUGGAGGACCAGCACUUCCAGGAUGUCCCAACACCAGACCAGAUUAACCGCAAGACACUGGAGCUCAUCACCACUGCUAUUGCUGUUAACUGCGCCUACACCUCCAAGAUCAUUGCUGCAGAUAAGGAAGGCGGGCUGCCCAAACAGGUGGGUAAUAAGACAGAGUGUUCGCUUCUUGGUCUGGUGCUGGACCUUAAGCUGGACUACCAGGCUGUGAGAGAGCAGAUCCCUGAAGAGAAGCUCUAUAAAGUCUACACCUUUAAUUCUGUCAGAAAAUCCAUGAGCACAGUCAUUCAGAUGCCUGACGGAAGCUUCCGCUUAUACAGCAAAGGAGCCUCUGAGAUCCUGCUCAAAAAAUGCUCGUUCAUCCUGGCCCGUGAUGGUGAGGCUCGUGCAUUCAAGGCACGGGACAGGGAUGAGAUGGUGAAAAAUGUGAUUGAGCCGAUGGCAUGUGAUGGCCUCCGUACGAUCUGUAUUGCCUAUCGGGAGCUUCCAGCUGACCCCAUGCCAGACUGGGAAAACGAGACAGACAUUGUCUCCAACCUUACCUGCAUCAGCGUGGUUGGCAUCGAAGACCCUGUGCGACCUGAGGUCCCAGAUGCCAUCAAGAAGUGUCAGCAAGCAGGCAUCACUGUGCGCAUGGUGACGGGUGACAACAUCAACACUGCACGUGCCAUUGCUGCCAAGUGUGGCAUCAUCCAUCCUGGCGAUGACUUCCUGUGUAUGGAGGGGAAGGACUUCAACAUGCGAAUCAGAAAUGAGAAAGGAGAGAUUGAGCAGGAGCGAAUUGACAAAAUUUGGCCUAAACUGAGAGUUCUGGCUCGAUCUUCCCCUACAGACAAACACACACUAGUCAAAGGUAUCAUAGACAGCACCGUUUUGGAGCAAAGACAGGUGGUUGCAGUCACAGGUGACGGCACAAAUGAUGGACCUGCCCUGAAAAAAGCUGAUGUGGGCUUUGCUAUGGGAAUUGCUGGUACAGACGUGGCCAAAGAGGCAUCUGACAUAAUUUUGACAGAUGAUAACUUCUCCAGCAUAGUGAAGGCCGUGAUGUGGGGGCGAAACGUGUAUGAUAGCAUCUCCAAGUUCCUUCAGUUUCAGCUCACUGUAAAUGUAGUGGCUGUCAUAGUAGCUUUCACUGGUGCCUGCAUCACGCAGGAUUCACCCCUCAAGGCUGUGCAGAUGUUGUGGGUCAAUCUUAUCAUGGACACUUUCGCGUCACUGGCUCUUGCCACGGAGCCGCCCACUGAAGCCCUGCUCCUGAGGAAACCCUACGGCCGAAACAACCCCCUCAUUUCCAGAACCAUGAUGAAGAACAUCCUCGGACAUGCAGUCUACCAGCUCAUCAUCAUCUUCACUCUGCUCUUUGUGGGUGAGAAGAUCUUUGACAUAGAUAGUGGGCGUAACGCUCCACUUCACUCUCCUCCCUCUGAGCAUUACACCAUCAUCUUCAACAUCUUCGUUCUCAUGCAGCUCUUUAACGAGAUCAACGCCCGUAAAAUCCAUGGAGAGAGGAACGUUUUCGAUGGGAUCUUCUCAAAUCCUAUCUUCUGUUCAAUUGUGCUAGGGACCUUCGCAAUACAGAUUGUCAUCGUACAGUUUGGUGGGAAACCUUUCAGCUGUUCCCCCUUAAAUGUAGAGCAGUGGCUUUGGUGCCUGUUUGUGGGAAUGGGAGAGCUGCUCUGGGGACAGGUGAUAGCAUCAGUGCCAACAAAUCAGUUGAAGUGUCUGAAGGAAGCGGGCCAUGGGCCGGCUCCAGAUGAGAUGAUGGAUGAAGAGCUCGCUGAGGAUGAGGAGGAGAUUGAUUACGCAGAGAGAGAACUGAGAAGAGGACAGAUCCUGUGGUUCAGAGGACUCAACCGAAUCCAAACUCAGAUGGAGGUAGUGAGUACCUUCAAGAGAAGUGGUUCCUUUCAGGGUGCAGUGCGACGUCGCUCCUCAGUGCUCAGCCAACUCCAUGACAUCCGGGUGGUGAAAGCUUUCCGUAGCUCCCUCUACGACGGCAUCGAGCGGCCGGAAUCGCGGAACUCCAUUCAUGACUUCCAGGCGCACCCUGAGUUCAUCAUCACAGACUCCGUCCACAAUAUCCCCCUGAUCGACGAGACGGAUGUGGACGACGAAUCGGAGCAUUCCAACCAUAACCAUGUGCGUGUGGCACUUCGUCACCCCGCCCCUCACUCUCAGUCGCCUCCAAGACCCCCGCGAUCCCGUUACCCGACCCGUCCGCUGCGGCAGCAGAGUCUGCCCGUGACCCUCAACUGCAACAACAAUGCCACAGAGAGCCGUGUCUUCCUCGGCUCCAACGACAACGGGGUGGCGCACAUCUCCACCUGCCCCGCUAGCCCUCUGCACAGCUUGGAGACAUGUCUCUAAUGGAGGUCGUGACUGUCAACUGAUAAAUCCUAGUUUGAGACGGACAAGUAGGGACCAGUUUUAGGAAAAAAUGAUGAUAAAUGCGUUAUGGACUGGCAGAGAAACGUAUAGGAUGUUUCUGUACCUAAUCUGUGUUCCUGUAACUAUAAUUUUGAACCAGAUUCACUGCUUCAAAAUAUUUCAGUGGUUCUUUACAGUAGCUAUAUUGUGUUACCCAAAGACAAUCCCACUCUGCAUGAAAGUGACCGAUUAUGUUCUCUUAUGUUGCACAAGUAGAAAUACCUGAAACGGCAAGGUGGAAGAUACGCGUGGACUCUGCACUGAAGACUAGAGAUUUUGAAGACUGUGAGCCUAAUGAAAGUGUAAAAAAAAAAAAGGAAAUAUUUAUUUGAGGAUCACUCUUUUCGCCUUUUAAUUAAUAACAUUAUUGUUCCAAUUAUUUAAGUGGUUAUAUUUCUGCUAAAACUAUGACAAUUAAUACUACAGUUAGGCUACUGUACUCCAGUCAAGAUACUUCAUUGUUUAGCUUUAUAUAACUAAGUAUGUUUGUAUGUAUGACGUAAGUCUGUACGUAUGUUUGUGUAUUUGUUUGUUUGCUGUUGUUAAAAUCCGUGUCUAUGUUCUCAUUGGUUCCACAUGUGCCCCUUUCUCUGUUUCUGUGUUAGAGUGUGAUGUGCACGUCCAAUUAAAGGAGAAAAAGAAAAGAUUAUAUUAAGGAACAUAUAUCAGCAACAUAAAUAAAAUAAAAUCUAACCAUUA